Messenger RNA from Carassius carassius (crucian carp), 1089 nucleotides. Its product is annotated as interferon-induced protein 44-like. The coding region runs from base 1 to 1089 and encodes 362 amino acids. Lineage: Eukaryota; Metazoa; Chordata; Actinopteri; Cypriniformes; Cyprinidae. Gene Ontology annotation, molecular function: GTP binding. The record is from RefSeq and is a predicted model, not a curated record. The transcript has 8 exons.
AUGGGGAUUGCUUUAUGGAGUAUUUGGGCUGCAUACUCCACCACUGAGACUCGUGAGACAGCGGCACCUACUAUGAUGUUUCCAGAGGUGGCAGCUGAUGUUGCAGAAUCUCCCAAGGUGGCGGCAACUGCUGCAGAACCUCCAGAGGUGUCAUUUGUUCCCGUCUGUGAACUCACUGCCUGUCCUGUCAUGGCCACGGAGGCCGUCUAUGAACUUCCUGCCCCAGUCACUGCCAUGGGUCCCAGCCCCAUUUGCUCCACCCUGUGUGAAGAUAAUUUUGUCUUUUGUGGACAGAAGGAAGUGCUGAAAGAACGUCUAGAAAAUUUUACUCCGAGUAAUCCAGAUGUGACAAACAUCAAGAUCCUGGUGGCUGGACAAACUGGAGCAGGGAAGUCCAGCUUUAUUAACUCUGUCCUUAGUGCCUUUCAAGGAAAAAUAGUCAACGAAGCACUAGCUGACAGUCAAAAUUUCACAAAAAUACUGAGAACAUACCGCAUUAGAAGUGGAGAUGCAGAUUUGCCUUUUGAAUUAUGUGACAUAAAAGGUUUAGAACCUGAAAGAAUAUCGGAGUGUCAAAUAGAUGACAUUGUCAACACCAUAUAUGGACAUGUGAAGGAGGGAUAUAAAUUUGAGGAGAAAUCACUCACUAGUGAUGAUGAACAUUACAAUCAAAACCCUUCACUGUCUGAUCAAGCCUUCUGCCUAGUUUACGUCAUAGAUGCAAAUACAUUCCAACCCUAUGCAGAAGAUAAGAGAAUUACAGAGAAAUUGAGGAUCAUUUGCCAAGAAAUCAGUGAUAAAGAGAUUCCUCAAGUGAUUGUCUUGUCUAAAGUGCAUGAAGCAAGUCCUCUUGUCAAAAAUGAUCUACAGAUGGUCUACAGAAGCAAGAUCAUCAAAGAGAAGAUGGAGAUGUGCAGUGCCACAGUAGGUGUUCCAGUGAGCUACAUCUUCCCAGUGAAGAACUAUCAUGAUGAGAUUAACACAAACAAUGAUGCUGAUGUCUUGAUUCUCAAGGCAUUUGAUCAGAUUGUGCGUUCUGCUGAUGCAAGACAGAGGCAUGGUGCUUACAACGAAUGUAAACAACAAUAA